ACGUACGCGCCAACAACCUCAUCGGCUCUUUUUAAAAAAAAAAAAAAUCUCGUCGGCAAUGGCGCGCUCCAGAGUCUCGAUCAUGCCGUCGCCGGUGCUCCUGUUGAUCGUGGCCGUCGCCGCGCUCGUCUCGGCGUGCGCGGCAGACCCGGAGCCGGUGCAGGACUUUUGCGUGGCGGCGGCCACCAACGGCUCGGCCGACCAUCCAUCGUACCCGGGGUUCCCGUGCAAGCCGGCGUCGGCGGUGGUCUCCGACGACUUCUUCUUCGCGGGGCUGGCGCGCUCGGGCGCCGCCGACGCGGCCGAGAGCCCGUUCGGGUCCAGCGUCACGUCCGGCAACGUGGCGGCCUUCCCGGGGCUCAACACGCUCGGCGUCUCCAUCAACCGCGUCGACCUCGCCCCCGGCGGCGUCAACCCGCUCCACAGCCACCCGCGCGCCGCCGAGCUCGUGCACGUCGUCACCGGCCAGAUGCUCGUCGGGUUCGUCAGCACCGCCGGCACCUUCUACUCCAAGGUGGUGCGGGAGGGCGAGAGCUUCGUCAUCCCGCGCGGCAUGGUGCACUUCCAGUUCAACACCGGCAAGGAGGCCGCCAGGGCCGUCACUGUGUUCAACAGCCAGCUCCCCGGAGUUGUCCUUGCCGCGCCGUCGCUCUUCGGCGCCGACCCGGAGAUCCCCGACGCCGUCCUCUCCAAGAGCUUCCAGGUCGACGGCGAGAUCAUCAAGCUCCUCAAGUCCAAGUUCCGGACUUAAAAAACGACGCACGAGCUUCACGGUCGAAGCUGCCUGUUGUUAGCUUGAUUGGUUUAUUGUUACACAUAUACACUGUACACCAGUAAAUACGGACACCUAAAGUUGUUCACUGUUUCAUGUAAUUUUGAUUGGAUAUUAAAUGCGCCAAUAAAAUUUAAGGUUUU
Triticum dicoccoides is the source of this 915-nucleotide messenger RNA. Its product is annotated as germin-like protein 3-7. NCBI's taxonomy places the organism in Eukaryota, Viridiplantae, Streptophyta, Magnoliopsida, Poales, Poaceae. Gene Ontology annotation, molecular function: manganese ion binding. The record is from RefSeq and is a predicted model, not a curated record. The transcript has a single exon. Bases 59 to 751 code for a protein of 230 amino acids.